AUGUGUGAAGUGGCAGGAACAGAUCUUCAUCCAACCAUGAUGUACCGUUCAAGUUCAACCCCAAACGUUAAUUCAAUUGGAGAUCCUCCAAAACACAGUGAAGAAAAAGCAGCAACGUAUGGAGAAAUGCUUGUUGAGAAGAUUCAUGGCAUUGGAGAAAAAUUACUGGGUCAUCAUAGAUCGGAUAGUGACUGUUCUACCAGAGGAAAAACAGGAACAGUUCAUCCUAUGUUAACGGUUACGCACACUUCGUAUUCUUGUCACGAAGUCCUCGGAAAAAAGAGCACAGAUUCCUCCCCGUCCCACAGUCAGAUAUCUAGAAAUUCAUCUAAGAAGUCAAAUAACUCCCUUUUAGUAAAUAACGGAAAACUAGAAGAAAUGAGACACAUCGUGAGGAAGGCAAGCAUGCUGGAUGUGAAUCAAGUGAAGGUAUCUUUGAAAGACAUCGUUUGUUAUCUGUCACUGCUGGAAGCGGGGCGACCAGAGGACAAAUUAGAAUAUCAACCAGGUCCUUCACUUGCAGGCAUUACUCUAGUCGUUGAUGAAGAAACUGCAGCUAGUACGUCUAAUGUUGAAGACUCAAGUGUAACACCUGGAAAAGUAUUGGACACGUUAUCGCCUGUACCCAAAAUUGAUGCUGCAAAAAAGAAUGUAAGGGGCCGAGCAAGAAGAGUGGCGGAAAUUCUUAAUUCUGCAGACAAAAUUCAAGAAAAGAAGAUAAAGAAACAAGAAUCAAAAAAGAAGACAGUUUCAAAGCAGCAAAACAAAAGGCGUCAAUUUAUGUUUCGAUUAUACGACACCAACGGAGAUGGUGUUUUAGAUAAGAAUGAAAUGGAUUGUAUCGUUAAUCAAAUGAUGACGGUAGCUGAAUAUCUUGGUUGGGAUAUUUCAGAACUUAAACCAAUUCUUCAAGAUAUGAUGGUAGAAAUAGAUUACGACGCAGAUGGUACGGUGUCCUUGGAAGAAUGGAAACGAGGAGGACUUACAACAAUACCUCUUCUAGUUUUGUUGGGAUUGGACGCCAAUGUGAAAGAAGACGGCAACCAUUUGUGGCGGCUAAAGCAUUUCAGUAGACCAGCUUACUGCAACCUUUGUCUUAACAUGUUGGUUGGUUUAGGAAAGAAAGGGUUGAGUUGUGUUUUUUGCAAAUAUACUGUUCACGAAAGAUGUGUCGCUAGAGCUCCAGCUAGCUGCAUAGCAACCUACGUAAAAAGCAAAAAGUCUUGCCAAACGUUACAGCACCACUGGGUGGAAGGAAAUUGUCACGGAAAAUGUGCCAGAUGUAGGAAACCCGUGAAAGCUGGCAUCACAGGACUGCAUUGUAGGUGGUGUCAAAUAACGUUACACAAUAAGUGUGUGGCCCAAGUUAAAGCGGAAUGUGGACUUGGAGAACAUGCCGUCCAUAUUUUACCACCAGUCUCCAUAUGUCCCAUUGUAUUAGAUAGACAAAGAUCUGUACAAAAACGGGGAUCCAAAUACGGACAUGAUAAUGGCACCAUAUCACAAAACAAGCAACCGGCCAUGUCAUUCCAAAUAACGAUAUCCCCAAGUUCCGUGCCUCUGUUGGUCUUCAUCAAUCCGAAAUCAGGUGGCCGACAGGGCUCCAGAAUCCUCAGAAAGUUUCAAUACAUACUCAAUCCGAGACAAGUACAUAUCCUGGGCGGUGGUAGUGGUCCCAUGGCUGGUCUUAGCAUGUUCAAAGACGUUCCUAAUUUUAAAGUAGUGUGCUGCGGAGGAGAUGGUACCGUUGGAUGGGUAUUAGAAACUAUGGAUAAAGUCGAACUAGAAUGUCAACCGCCAGUAGCAGUGAUUCCGUUAGGAACUGGAAACGACUUAGCCAGAUGCCUUCGUUGGGGUGGUGGAUACGAGGGGGAAUCUAUACAUAAGAUGUUACAUAAAAUUGCUAGAGCCUCCGCCGUUAUGCUAGACAGAUGGAUGAUCGAUUUGUUUGAUACGUCACCUCCUGAUCCAGAUCAGAAAAUACCAGAUACCAGAAUCCCAUAUAAUAUUAUUAAUAACUAUUUUUCUAUAGGAGUGUGUGACGACCAAAGUCUAGAUUUGGCGAACGGACCACCUCUACAGGGAAUAGCCCUACUGAAUAUUCCAUAUACGCAUGGCGGUUCUAAUCUUUGGGGAGAGCACCUGUCAAGCACCAGAAGGAAAAAGCCGAAAAAGAAGCAGAAAGAACUUAGUACGAGCAGUUUCAAUUCUGUGGAUCUUAGUGUGGCGAUACAAGAUAUCGGAGAUGGGUUGAUAGAAGUGAUAGGCCUGGAAAAUUGUCUCCAUAUGGGCCAAGUGCGGACAGGACUGAGAGCUAGUGGCAGAAGAUUGGCACAAUGUUCCUCAGUUUUGAUCAAGACAAAAAAGACUUUCCCCAUGCAAAUUGAUGGUGAACCUUGGAUGCAACCUCCAACUACAAUACGUAUCACUCACAAGAACCAAGUGCCGAUGUUGAUGGCACCUCCUACAGAGAAAGGCAAAGGCUUCUUCAGAUUCUUCCGUAGGUUAUCCUGUUCACCUUAUCAAGUGCUCCUCAAAGUAGACUCUGGUCAUCCCAGUAGAUACCUCAGUUGA
This is a messenger RNA of Diabrotica balteata, 2574 nucleotides long. NCBI's taxonomy places the organism in Eukaryota, Metazoa, Arthropoda, Insecta, Coleoptera, Chrysomelidae. The record is from the annotation of a GenBank genome assembly.